AUGCCGGCAUUCCAAGCAAUAAACCUCGAGCCAGAGGAUAACAUCGACGAGCAGAUCGACACCACAAAGGAGAUUCAUGUCGACGAAGCUCUGAAGCGAUUCCAAAAUGCAUUAAAGCUUCAUGCACAAGGCCCCCGAUCGCGCGAAGCUGCCGAAGCCGCAUACCACGAACUAUUCGAAUCCGAAAUUUUCAAGUACAGGGAAGCGAAGACCGACUACGAGCGAGCAGAGCGACAUGCAGACGGUUUACCAGAAAUAUCCAACUUGGACCCCUCACUCACAGAUGGAGGACUCGAUGUGGAUGCUGGAGGAGCAGACGGAGUUGCAGCAAGUCUGGCCCAGGCGCUCUACCUAUCUUACAAAAACUAUGGCCAAUUCUUUGUCGAUAAAUUUAAGGAUGUAUCGCAUCUCGAUCCAGCCUGGAAGGAGAAGGCCCAGCUAAGAUACCACGAUGAUGGGCGCAAGGUUUUGGAUAGCUGGAUGACUGCUUUGGACCAGGAUCCUUCUGAUCCGGAGCUUUGGAGGAAGACUGCCCGGUUUGCUGGAGCCAUGAACAGCAACCGCAUCAAGCGAUACUGCCUGGAGGCCGCGAUUGAGUUAGAUGAUGACCCGGCUGUUGCGGAAGUCGACCCUCCAUCACUAGCGGAAGGAAUGGCAGGUGAACAGCUGAAAGAUCAAUUGAAGCUGCUGGGCGAUGGAAUGGCUUUGUCACAUCCGAUCAUGGCGCCCUGGCUCAAGAAGAAGAUGCCUGCGCUCCUCAGGCGCCAUCUGGACCCCAUUCCUUUUCUUCCUGAUCCUACCAAAUCAUUAAUACCGCCCAAUGUUUCGGAUACGCAGGACCAGCCGCAAGAAGAUACGGAAAUGGGCGAAGGUGACAAUGCUGACCAAGAACCCAAGUCUGUGUCAUCCUGGGCUGAUCUCGGAGCAAUACUCAUCAACUGCCUGGAAACUACAGCCGAAGCUUUCGAUACGUGUGACGGGAUUGUUGAGAGCAGUCUGGAAGAUAUUCCGAUGGAGACACCUCCGAAUGAAGCCGAGAGCGUUGUGUCAGAGAUCGAGGUUGCAGUCCCCAAACCCACCGAGAAGGAGAAAUCGCUAGAAAAGGAGACCACCACAAAAGAGCCAAAGGAACAAAAAGCAGGAUCGGAAGCGACCGAAGAUAGCCAGAAAGCCACGGACCAGUCUCAGAAAGACUCGAAUGACUCGAGAAAACGAUCGCAAUCUGCAGCGGGACUGCCAGAUGGCGCCGAAGAGGAGAAUACAACGGAAAAGCGCAGCAAGCGAGUUCGACGAAGAGAGACUCUCCAAGCUGAGGAAACGACCGACCCCAGCACCCUAAUUGCUAAUCAACUACAGCCCUAUCAAGGUGCUGACCAAAAUCUCUUCCAAAUGACAAAGAGUGUUAUGGAGAAUCUGGGCGUGGACGACAAAUCGACAUUGGAUUUCAUCAAUGAGCUCAUUGAUUCAUGCGCUGCUGAAGACCGACUGGGAAAGAUAAACAAUCUUGCUGCGUGCGACUUGAGAAGUGUCUUUGUUGACUUCCGUGAAGAGGUUGCUAAGGUCUUCCUGCAUAAGAACGAACAAGCCAGUCUUGGACCAUCUUCCUUCUUGGAGCACGCAAAAACCGGUUCGCCCGAUCAGCCAUCGAUGCCCCUAUUCAACGAGCAACAAGGUCUGAGAUCCUUUGCCAAAAAGAUCGGAGCUUGCAGGUCCUGGAUGACGGCCGAAGACGUCGCAUACGAAUGGGUCAGAGCUGUCAGCCAAAGUUACGCAGCAGCUAAGUGGUCAGACAAAAUGAAGCUAUCAGUGGUUCAGAUGCUUAACAAAGUGGACUCUGUGUUGUAUCAUAAGAUCACUGAAGAGCUGGAACUGGCUGCGGGCUCUGCUGAGAGGUUAGAAGAGCUGGAAACCAUCGUGCCCAUGCUUUUUGAGCUGCAUGUCGAUAUCUACGAACUCAUCACCAACCCUAGCAGCGUUGUGGAUUAUGCAACUCGGAUGGAUACCAAAUAUCGACUCGGACGCUGGCUCGACAUUGCCUCAGCUUACCUCCAGCUGUUAGAUCGUCCAUCCAACGACCCCCUAAUAGCACGUUUUUUGUGGGCUUCAGUACUUGUGUCUUCACACUCGGAACAGCCUCUACGCGAGCACAUUCUCCUCAUGUGGACCUCUCUACGGGAUCAUCUAGCAGAUGAGAAGGUACCUGCCAUCUCGCUGCCUAAUAACGUGGUUAUGCCGAUGAUUUCCCCGGCAGCUGCUGAUCGCGAGAUCUCCAAACUAACGACAAUGGACUUUUUCCUCGGCCUAUUUCAGGAUAAUAUGGACGACCCAGUCUAUGUCAUUGAGACAUUGGAGCCUGUUCUCAACCCAUCGACAGUAUGCGCCCCCGAUCAAGAAACGGAUUCUGAGUCGGGAGACGACGAUGACAGCGACGACACAAGCUCAAGUGACAAGUCAAGUGAGAAACAAAAGAAGUCCAUCUCCGAUUGCGCAAGUCAAAGCCUGCAAGAUCUCUGGAAGUUCCUCCACAACAGCAGUACAGAGCUUAGGCUGUUUUUGUGGUCGCGUCUGGGGGAUGCCUACGAUGCUAUUAAAUAUCCCACCAAAAAGUUCUCCUGCUGCCUCAAGAGCAUCGAACUGAUCGUAUCAGACUUGGAGAGCGAAACAUACGUCAACACUGCAACCGAAUCUCGACGAUUGCUCUUCAUGCGUACUCUAAAAUCACUAGAUGAACUGUUGAUUGCAGCUCUCUAUUCUGCGCUCAACGAGAACACGGCAUUCGAGAUCAUUGAUGAUGCCCAUAUCAAGUCUACAUCAUCCGCCCUUGCCAAGAUCAAUUGUUUGCUGCAUGUUGCGAGCCUGUGCGAAGAUGAGGUUCGGAUUGGUAUCAGGACAGAACGAACUGGCAAUGCUGCCUCUAAAGCUGCUUUCUCGUCACUCAAGAACAAGCUGAAGGAGAUGCAAAUUCGUGCAUGGUGCCUCCAAUACACCAUGUUCAAAGCUGGUAUCAACGAGGACAACUGCAUCAUCGGACCCGAGAACGAUCUUGCUGACUACCUCGCGGCCAUUCACCAAGUUAUUGGUAUCCGCAAAUUCUGCAAGGCUUCAAACAAGAUCUUCCUCAAGGUGAUGCGGGUCGAGCUUCUGAAGCUGAAGAACAUCGAGAACUGGGAAGACUACCUUGGCCAGGUUCUCUAUGACUUGCACGGUCUCAAAUUGGGAGCAGGUGUUUGGGAAGUCCAGGAUCAUGGUUGCCAAGCGGAGAAGCUUGAGAAGCGACAGACUAUGCAGCUCGUGGAGAGGGUUUGCAUUCUUGCUAACCGCAUGCCGAUGAAGGAUCUUCUCAAAUCUGAUCUCAAGACGACGAUCGAUCAUAUGCAACAAACUAUCGGCCAGACGAAGUCAACGCCGCAGAUGUAUCACAACCUGCGCAAUUUUACUGAGUAUCUGAAGAAGCCGAUCCACCCUCUACGUCUAUACCGCGCCCUCAUUGGGGACGUUUCAGUAGACGCUGUGUCUGUUAACACCCCCGAGACUGUUCUUGCCACACAUGGCUGGUUCUUCUUGUUGGGUAUGAUGGCAUUGACAAAGUUCAAGGGUGUUGAGUUAAACCGUCGUCAGACCCCAGGCGCUACUGACGAUCUGCGUAUCGGCGCGACUUUCCUGCGACUUCAACUGCAAUUCACUGCAGACAGAUGGGAUGCAUGGUUCCGUCUAGCUGAAUGUUUUGACUACGAACUGGAUGAGGCGGUUCUUUGGACUGCUGACAAGAUGAAUAAGGAACGUCCUGAGCUGGUCAAGUUCCAACGGAAUGCAAUCCAUUGUUACACACUUGCACUCUCGCAUUCCCGUAACGUGGACAUUGAGACGCAUGAUGGAGAUCCACUGCACGAUCUUUACCACAAAUUCGCCAUGAGAAUGUAUGCGUCAAGCCGAGAGCCUUUUGCCAUGGAGCCAUUCCAGCACUCCGACCAGGAGAGAUACUUUAUUGAAGAUAUGGGAAUGGGAACCUUCAAGAGGAUUCUGCAUUCUCAAAUGAACGAGUACAAGGUGUGGAAGUUUGCUGCCAAGCUGUUCAGAAUGGCAAUGAAGCGAAAGGCACAAAACUGGAAGAACCCUUACAUGCUUUCCAAAUGCUAUUGGAAGAUGUAUCAGACUCCUGAUGACCAACUUGACGUCAAGGAUAUGGCCUCCAAGGUCAGCCUAGACCUGUUGAUCGACACCCUUAAGAAGGCCGUUAAGGUGGCACACAAUGCUCGAAGAGGGAGGAACACUGACCCUAUCUUCGAACCACACUACAAGAUCGUCUCAAUUCUUCACAAACUGGUGGUGCGAGGUGACUUGCCAUCGAAGAAGGCCGCUGAAAUUCUAUCCGAGCAGCCAUUUGGUCUGGAAGUCGACCCUGAGGAUCAUUAUGCAUCCUUCUCGGAACCUGAAGAUUGGGAGGAAUACAUUAUUCGCAACCUUUCCCGACUUAAAGAUAAGGACAAGGCCAAUUGGCAGCAUCGUAUUAUCAUCAGACAUGCCAAGAUACUGUUCGACGAUGCCAACGAAGCACCCGCCAGCGACAGACUUGUGGAAGCGAAGGCUGCAUUCGGCAUCCUCAGAGACAGUAUGUUCACUAAGACUAUGGUCAUGAAUGUGUGGAAAUGUGAUGCCGAGAGGCCCGGUCGUCAUCACGUUUACACAGAACAAUAUGUUCGCCUCAUGACCAAGUUGUUGGUCAUCAUGAAUGAUCGGGGCAACUUGGAACAGCUCUUGAGACGACUCAGGAAGAAGGGCGCCGACUUUUAUCAUUUCACUGACCUAUGGCAAUCCUGCUGUAUUGCCUACCUCAAGCUUCUACGACAGGGUUACAAUGUGACGCCUGUAGUAGACGAUGCGUUCAAAGCACUGUCAAGUGAAGAGUUCGAGGUUGUGGGUGAGCGGAUUGCAGAUUGGGCUGCGAGCGAUGGCGCCGAGGUUCCGCUCUUCAACUGCAUGAAGGAGACUAUCGAGUUGAAGAAGCUCAAUGCUAAUCUCAUGAAAGUCGCACCCAUCGACGAUCUUCUCAACGAUUGCUACUCCAGGAUCUAUUCCGAGAUAGCUAAGAGCUUGCCUGGACCGGACCCUAGCAAGGUUGUGGAGGAGCGACACCACGCGAAGGAAGUCGCAGCCCAACUCGAAGCAGCGCAGGCAGAGACCAAGGUUACAAGCUCCCUUGCCAGUAUACUCAACGCUCCCAAUGGACAGGAGAGUAUCACUGGCACAGCGACUCCUAUGGAAACAGAGAAGCAAGAAGCUGCGCCGCGGGCUAGAAAAACCGGCGUUAGAAGACCGGACGUGCUGCGAAAGGCCGAACAAGCGGUUAUCCGAGCUUUGGAGGCACCCAAGUCAAGCAAGAGCCGGGUGGGUAGUGUGUCGAGCGGCAAGCGUGGCAGCCAUACGCCUGUACAACGUGCAAGUGAUGCUGGCAGUGAUGAGGAAGGAGCCGAUGCGCAGAUCCUGCGCGAAGCUGGCCACGACGUUGAUGUGGACAUGAAAGAUGCCGGCGACGAGAAUGAGGAAGAUCACGGGGAGGAGGAGCACGGUGAAGAGGAGCACGACGAAGAAGAGCAUGAAGAUGAACAGGAGGAAGAACAUGAUGAAGCUGCCGAGGACGAGAAUGCCGAAGAGCAUGGCGCCGAAGAAAAGGCCGACAGCGAGGCAGGCUCUAUCCACGACUCGGCUGAUGACGAGAGUGAUCUCAGUGACGUGCCUGAGGACUACGACCAGGAGGUGCCCCCCGGGCUCAUGUUCCCCAAUCUUCGACAUCAAUCCGACGAGUCCAGUGGAGAAGACGCUGAUAGUGAAAGCGAAGGAGACGAUGAAGCUGAAGAGAGCGACGGCGAAGAAGAGGCCGAGGAGGUUGCCGAUGGUGACGAAACACUGGGUAACGAGGAUACCGAAUUAGCGGAUGGCGAGGACGAAGAUGAGGAGCAACCUAGACGAUCCGGAAGUUGGGCAGCGCAUGAUUCUAUACGGGCAGUGGCGUGGUAA
Fusarium coffeatum is the source of this 6015-nucleotide messenger RNA. RefSeq lists its product as uncharacterized. The transcript has 4 exons. Gene Ontology annotation, molecular function: nucleosome binding. The record is from RefSeq and is a predicted model, not a curated record. Gene Ontology annotation, biological process: chromatin organization. Gene Ontology annotation, cellular component: nucleus; HIR complex. Bases 1 to 6015 code for a protein of 2004 amino acids. NCBI's taxonomy places the organism in Eukaryota, Fungi, Ascomycota, Sordariomycetes, Hypocreales, Nectriaceae.